Molecule: messenger RNA, 4200 nt
Organism: Electrophorus electricus (electric eel)
Lineage: Eukaryota; Metazoa; Chordata; Actinopteri; Gymnotiformes; Gymnotidae
Source: RefSeq, a predicted model, not a curated record
GUGUCUGUUCAAAACGUGUGACAACGUCCUUGUUUCGCACAAAGCCCAGAGGAGUGACUACCGACAACACCAUCUGAAGUCACCAUGCCACAGUGUGGUUGAAGGGGGGGGGGCGCACUGAAGCGACCAUGGCGGGGUGAAAUUAAAAACAGACGGCCAAAGUACAUGCCUAAGCUUGUGCGAGGUCUUUACUGAAAGCUGAGAAGAAGGGGAGGAGGAGAGAGCUUGUCCUAUAUUGGAGGAAAGGGGGAGGAGAGAGGUUGGGGGUAGGAUGUGUGAGUGCACACUUGAGUUAACGAGGACUUUCACUUUUAGGCUCCGUGAGCUGAUCGAUGUUAGCAUGCCGACGGGACAGGGUGAAGGGAGAGGAGCAGAGAGGGAAAGGCGCACGAAAGGAAGGGCAGCUUUUUGCACAGAUGUUCUGACACUGUCCUAAAGAAUUCGGAAAGUUCCAGAGGUUCUGAAACCGUGACUGGUAAUCUGGUGACAGAGUUAGAGAGAGAGAGAAAGAGAGGUAAGAUAGUGAAAGCAAAAAAGGACAUAGCUUUUUAGUUUUUUAGUAAGACUGUUGUGUAAUCUCUCAUCGACGCUUUGUGGAUGUAUCGGGAUUGUCAAAUAACUUAAUCAGACGGAGCGCCCGGGCGGGACGUCAAUAAAGAAGCAUGGGGAAUAAAGACCACAUCGGCCGGUAAAAGCAUGUCACGAACAGUACUAUUGCUUCUGUCAAUAUUCACUGUUCAAGGAAGCGGUUGUGAUGAUCUGAAGAAAGGAACUGUUAGCAAUCUUCAGGCCACCAUCAACAAUGAAAAAAAUAAAGGAUUUCCUGAAGUGUUCCCCAGAAACUACCAUGUGCAUCAUUAUUUCAAUGCCAGCACAGAGUGCCAUGACUCGUGCUGUGUGUUCAGUGCAGCUGUGAUUCUCUCUCAUUCUUGGAUGCAACUCCUGCAGCACCUUGAAAGGAUUCAUGUCAAAUACACAUUCAUCACUGAACUGAAGACUACCCUUGAUGACAUUUCAAGAGGGAGCUUCCAGGAAUCUCCCGAUCCCUCUGUCUUCCCACAUGUACACUCCUCCCCUGGAGCCCUGCUCACCUCCACGUCGGUGGUUCUCUCCAAAUGGGUGGACCUGGACUGUCCAGUUGGCAAGCAUGCAUGUGUCUUACCCAGUCCAGACCCCCUUUACCCGGAGGAAGAGGAGGAACUCGAGGAAGAAGGGGGUGUCGCAGGCAGGACAGUCACAGAGGAGUUGUUGCACGGAAAGGAAGGAGAGAGAGGGAAAAGAUGGAUUACUGUCAUCCCAACUAAUGGGAACGCUGAGACGCAUGCAUUUCCAGGUCUCAUCCUGUGUACGCUUUCUUCCUUAAAGAUGGUGCUGGAUGUGCUGGAGAGGGAACUCUGAGGAGGAAGAAAAAUGGUCAACUUUCAGCCUGGAUGUAAUAGUGAAGGACCCUGGCUGGUAAGCGCUGGAUUUUGGGGACUAUAGCCAAUUUAGGGGGGUGGUGCACAGUCCAGGAUUCACUCUAAAGUUACCGGAACAGGCUGUAGUUCAGGAAGCAGCUGUGCCUGCUGCAGGUUGGAUGGUGAUGUGUCAGACCUGCAGUGUUUUUGGGGGGGUUUAUUUAAUCCAGAAUCAGACUUAAAGAUCUCAGAGUCACUGGAUUAGAUGAAACAAAGUCAUGUGUAAAGCCGUCUGUUUUUUCCCCCAUAGUUGUUAAUUGGAUGCAAAAGGAUUACAUUUUUAUCAGCAAAAUGUUGAUCAUUUUAUAUAUUAAAAAUUACUUAGGAUUUUAUUUUAAUAAAGUUUCUUUUUUUAAAAAAAACAACAUUAAAACCUGAGAUAAAAUAGCUAUUCUGGUUGGGUUGUGCAGAUGAUCACAAAUUUACAAUCGACAUUUUAAGGGGAUAAAAAUGCUCAAAUAGUGACUUUUGAUCAUGUUUUUUUUUUUUCUUAUAACGUUGUGGCUCCAUGAUAACUUGUACAUUUUGUCAAAGCAUUUCACCCACGCAAAAAUGUCUUGCUCCUUGCAAAUAAGAAAAAUAUUUGUAAACCAGUCAGUGCUGCUGCACAAGUUCUGACCACAUUUCAGUGAAAGAGAAAGAUACUGCCCAGGGCCUGUUUUAUUUCAGGCUAACACUGACAGUGGGAAGAGGGAAGGCAAAAAGCUUAGACCGCUAUCCUUCAACAUAAUGAAGUGUUUGAUUUUUUUUUCAUCCACAUCUCUCAUCACUUUAGGACUUUAGGAAAGCUAUAUGGAGUGUCUCAACGUAGAUACACUACAUGCUGCAGUUGUGUCCAAUUGCACUCUUCAUCCUCACGAGGACUGCACAUGUCAGUCUAGUUUUUGAAGUUUUUGCUUUAAAAGCUGAUCCAAAUGCUACUCAUUUGGUUUUCUUUUUUGAGACAAUGGCUUUUCUCCAGAGUAAAAGCCCUUGUCUGGAAAUAGUCACUGUCUAUUGUCGUGCUCUACUGAAUGGACCGAUAUGAACAAUUAUCACAUGCUCACUCUAUAAUUUGUUUGUCUAAUUUUAUGUCAUUUCUUUGCACUGAUCAUUUGUGCCCCUUCUGUGCCUUGGUUGUUUUAGUACUGUUGAAUUAUGUGCCUCAAGUGUCAUGUAAGAUGUCAGAUGUGGACUUUGAAAAGUUUGAAACUCAGAAUGUAGAACUAAAGGUGAUAAGAAAGCAAAAAUCAAAGCUCCCGUUUCACUUUGUCAGUAGUCUUCAGUAUUAGCAAUGGUAUUGUCAGUUAUAACACUAUUAUAAAUGUUGUAUUUUAACUAACAAACACAAAAUCAGAACAGUUAUAACACUUUUAAAUACUGCAUUUUAACUAACAAAAACAAAAUCAGAAGAUAACCUUUUACAGAUGCAGUAAACAUCUCUAGUAGUGUAGUCAUGAUAGCUUACAUGGUUAGGCUAGUGCCCGAGAUGGAUUUGUAUAGUAUUUUAGGAAUGGUUUUGCAUUGUUAAAAUGUUUACAUGUCUUUAAAUGUUAGCCUGGAUGCUACCCAUAAUGAAACUUACUUAUACUGUAUUACCACAGUCAACCUGCAAAUUAGAAGAACUGGAUUAUGUAUGUCUUUUGUGCAGAUUCUUCCAUUGUUGUUUAUGCUGUCAUUGUUUAGUGAAAUGUGUGCAUAUGUCAAUGUGUAGAACAUGUGUGUAUAUUUAAUAUGCACAUUUUUCAAAACAUUUUAGGAAACAUCUCUUGAUACUGAAAACCAGUUCCUAAGACUAAGCUUGCAUUCACUAUCUCAAGACUGGUAUAACGGAGCUUUACACUUUUAUUGUAUUGUAUUGGCAGAUGUGCAUACUGGCAUGCCUGUUUCAGAAUGUACUUGUGUAAUUAUAAAGAACUGUGGAAUCUUUUUAUUAAGUAUAACCAACUAUAUAAACACCAAAGCUGCUCCUUGAGAUGCAAACAAUUUGAACUAAGCUACAGAGCAAACAACACAAAUUCCAUCUUAGUUGUGUCUAACUCCACCCUUGUCCUGUCACUUUACUGUCCACCUGUGCUCUGUUCUCUCUUAGGCAGGAACUGUUCAUGUUUAGGUAGUGUUAAAUCCAUGAUUAAGUAUUAAGAUGCUGGAUCUGAUUAGCCUCAGCAGCCACAGACACCAUGAGAACCUGCCACCCACCACGUUGUGCCGAAACACUUCUGAAGAUUGCUGUGACACUACUACUUUGGGACGUUGUUGAAAGUGUUUGGAUAUGUGUGUUUAUAUAUACUGUGUUAUCUUUGGUUACAUGUUGUGAGAGGGACAUACUGUCUCUCUGUGUGUGUGUGUGUGUGUGUGUGUGUGUGUGUGUGUGUGUGUGUGUGUGUGUGUGUGAGAAAGAGAGAGAGAAAGACAUGUCACAGCUAGAUAGGGAUAUGCAUAUGAUGGUACAAACAACAAGAGUUUAACAGACUGCUAUUGUUCACUCACUGCUUUCCUUAUGCACUCUGCAAACCAGUAACGGAUAAAGGCAAAACAAACCCACACACAACAUACAGUAUGAACACUAUUCAAAUAUGCAACUAGAAUAUUAUUCAACCAGUCGAAAAAUGUCUUAAAUUACCAUAUAAUGCCUUUUAUUCUAUAACAUCUUAUGCUUGAAUUGCAUGUCCACAGACACAAUCUGAAGCAUUAUUUAGCUCUGGAAACCUAAAAGGUGUGUGUGAUGGAAACUGUCUAAAUAAACCACCACUUUUAAAUAUUA